Trachemys scripta elegans is the source of this 5838-nucleotide messenger RNA. Its product is annotated as sorting nexin-29-like. Bases 1 to 1581 code for a protein of 526 amino acids. NCBI's taxonomy places the organism in Eukaryota, Metazoa, Chordata, Testudines, Emydidae. The transcript is spliced from 14 exons. Gene Ontology annotation, molecular function: phosphatidylinositol binding. The record is from RefSeq and is a predicted model, not a curated record.
AUGGGAAUCAGUGGGAGCCAGGAGCAGGUACCAAAUGAGGCAAAUAAAGUGACUUUGCUGAUGAAACCAGUCCUAGAGGAGACUUUGUCGCAGGAGCAGCUGCAGCACAUUCUGGGGCUGUACUUCGAGGAGUUUUUGAUGUCCCCUUCCCCCUCCCCCAAGGAAAAGUCCUCCACAGAACUGAUAGCAGAAGUGGAAGAGGGAGAAGCUUCCCUGGAGCCUGGCCCCUUGACCUUUAAAGGCUGCAAUACCUCUGUAGCUCACCCAUGUUGCAGAAGUCUGGCUCACCAGACCUUUGUGGAUCAUUCCAAGAGGAGACGUUUUCAUGGUGAACUUAUGGUUGAACUUCUGGACAGGGCCAAGAAGCAGGUUGAGUAUCAAAGGAAAGGGGACUUGUUGCAAGAGGAAAGACAUGCUGAGAGGCAAGUAGAAGGACUCAGUCUGGCUUUGCAGCUUGAGGAUACGGUAGUGGCAGGGAGCAGUUUUGAUCAACAAGAAAGAUGCAUAGUUCAUUUAUAUUUUCUUCCCUUCUCAGAUGAACUUCGGCAAGCUAUUGUGGCCAUGAUGAACAGAAAGGAUGAGCUCGAAGAACAGAACAGAUCUCUGCGAAACCUGCUUGAUGGAGAGAUGGAACAUUCUGCACUACUCAGGCAAGAAAUUGAAAACUUGAGAAGGAAAGUAGCAGAGCAUGAGGAGCGACAUGCAGCAAAGAUCCAGGCCUUGGCAAGAUACGGGCAGCAGGUAAAGCUGCAGCUAAGAAAAUGGGUCGGGAACGUUCAGCAGGCGGCUCGCCAGGGUAAGCACCCAGGUCUGCCAAACCUUUGGAAUAUUGAUGGGGAAUUUACCAUACCUGAGCAAAAGCAAGUAGAAAACAACGAGGAACUAGCAAACUCCUAUGAAAGAAAACUGAUUGAGGUGGCAGAAAUGCAUGGGGAGCUUAUAGAAUUCAAUGAGCGACUACACCGUGCUUUGAUGGCUAAAGAAGCUCUUGUAUCCCAAAUGAGGCAGGAACUCAUUGAUUUGAGAGGGCCAGUCCCUGGGGAUUUGAGUCAGACAUCUGAAGACCAGAGUUUGUCAGAUUUUGAAAUAUCAAAUCGUGCCCUUAUUAAUGUUUGGAUUCCCUCAGUCUUUCUACGAGGAAAAGCUGCUAAUGCAUUCCAUGUUUACCAGGUAUAUAUCAGAAUAAAAGAUGAUGAAUGGAAUGUUUAUCGAAGAUAUGCAGAAUUCAGAAGCUUGCAUCACAAGCUACAGAAUAAAUACCACCAAGUAAGGACCCUUAAUUUCCCACCCAAAAAAGCCAUUGGAAACAAGGAUGCAAAGUUUGUAGAGGAACGACGCAAACAACUACAAAAUUACUUACGGAAUGUUAUGAACAAAAUUAUUCAAACUGUGCCAGAAUUCACAGUUAGCCCCAAAAAAGAGACUCUUAUUCAACUGAUGCCCUUUUUUGUUGAUAUCCAACCUGUGGGAGAACCAGUAAGCAAAAGCAAUCGCUCAAGAGUGGCUACCCGCUUUCCAAAGCUAUCUCGACACCAUCAAAGGGAGCCACGGAACCUGGAGCCUCAAAGUGGUGAUCUCUGACCCUUUGUAUAAUUGUGAACAUCAGCACCAUGUACUUUAAACUGCCCUGUGAUUCUGACCUAUCCUAUACUGUUGAUUAUGAAAGGCCCUGGGGAGAAUACAGCUGCAUUGAGUUAAUUCCUGAAAGGAGACUCUCAAUACUAAGGUUCAUCAUUCUGAUUUAACAGGUCACUUUUGAAAGCAGCAAGCAUUUUCCCAGUGGAAUAUGAGGGCUCUUCAUGGGGCACUCAGCAAAUUGUACACACUUCCUUUGUUUUGUAAAGCAUUCUCUUUUCUUCUAAACUUACUCCACUACUAUGAGUCCCUUGUUUGUGCCGUAGUGUCUCUUACACUCAUCCCAUCUAUUUCUGUUCCUGAGAUCUGUGUGCCUCAUGUUCGGAGAAUAUUAUUUUUUUCUUAGAAGUACAACUGUAAUUAUCACUAAUCAAUAUUUGUCAGAAAGUUGUACUUAAAAAAAACUCUCCUAACCCAUUGCCUUUUGGAAAUGGAAUGACUGUUGCUUUUUCAUUAUGAUCCUCUGAUGCACUCAAGAGUCUUAUAAACGUUACAAAGUAAAUGACGGAAGAAAAAACAGUAGAGAGGGCAGAAAUAGCUUUUGUAUGUUUCUAGUCAGAUAUUCCCAGAAGCUCUCACUUGUGAAGAGUAAUUCUACCAAAAUGGAGAUUCUAAUAAUUUUCUAUUGAAAUUUUUGUUUUUGCUGCAAGGCAAGGUGCAGUACAAGUCAGCUCAAGGAGUUUAGCAAAAAAGGAAACAUAAAGUUAACAUGUUACAGAAUAGAGUUUUCCAGCAUUUGGCUUUGUUCUGUUAUUGAUUUCUUGCUGAUGUUAUUAUAAAAACAGUCUCUCAGCAUAAAGAAAGGGGCCAUUUGGGCAUUCUUACAACUACUUUGUAAGACACAUGAAAUGCUGUUGCUAAAAGAUUGCCUAAGUUGAAAGUGCCUGUCACCUUUUUACUGGAAAGUGACUUGUAACGAUGUUGUGAGAACAACUAAAGAAAACUGGGAGAAUAAUUGUUACAAGUGCUGGAAAUCCUGAAAUGGAUCAACUGGAAUCCAGUUCACAACAUCUGUUAGCUAUACUGCCACAGGCAGUAAACUAUGCUUUAGCCAUCUUUUUUUCCCCAUGUAUAGAGUCUUAACCAAUAUUCAUUCAUGUUUACUGAAGAAUAUAUUCUGCUUUACCUGUGCACCAGAACAACUCUCUUCUCACAAGUUGUUUGGAUAAUCUGUGUUCCCAUAGGUUGGUAUAUUGUCCGGCUAUACCUGAAAGAAGGACAGGAGACACUUGAUAUGGUUUUAAUCAGACUGGAACUUUAUUAUUAGAUGUCUGUGACCACCCAGCAGAUAAAAGUGUAUCAUGCAGGUAACUCCAUGUUCGUUCAGUUACUACCAGGAAGGCUUCUGCCAGCCCUCAUCUUUUUCCAUGCAGGUCCCCCAGCCACCUAUUGCUGGGACCUAACCAUCCACCACCACCCUUGUAAGAGGGUUAAGGUGGGCUGUAAGAAAGGGAGGUUGGCUCCCUGCCAUACCAUGUAUAGGAGCCACCCUGUUCCAUUACUUUAACCAACACCUUCAUUUUAAGUCCUUUACCAAGUCAUUUAUCCAGUCACUGUACACCUUCACUGUGGAGUGCCUGCACUGGACAUCCGCCCCACACUUACAUAAUGAGUUGCGACAUAUAGCCUAACUCCCUUCACUGUUAACCAUAACAAAACCAUCCCUGAACCUGCUGUGGAAGGCAAAAAAAAAUCCACCCCACCUAGGCCAAUCUGCUGAUGAGGGAAAAAGUCCUUCCCAGAUACCCUAAAAAGAACGGCUAGCAUGAUGCCCACAGCAGGUCCUGACCAAGCCUGGUAUUUUGCCACCUGUAGGGGAGGGGAGGGGAGGGAAGGGAAAGGUAGGUGCUGACUCACCUGCUCUGUGGAAAAAGAGCUCCUCAUGCCCGGACUUGCCCUUCUUCAACUCCUUCGCCCUUCCGGUCCCAGGGGAUGAGUCAGUGUCGCCACGCUCACCCCAUCCCCUUUUGCAGCAGCUUCUGACCCCUCUCCCUCACCCUUAAAACACUGUUUCCUUUCCCUCAGCAAGCCAGACAACGGCCCCCCACUUAAAGGUGCAGUGUGGUUCAUUUUUGUUAUUGACUGUCAGUGUAUUAUGUAAAACCUGACAGUAGUAAUAGAAACCCAAGGGGUUGGGUUUUUUUCAGAAAAAGAAUCCACUUAUUAUUAAUGCACUUUUUUGAAUGUAGAGCUAUUUUAAAAAGUCUAAUGAACUGAGACCCAUAUUCUUCAAGCCUUUGUCCCAUUUUGUGGCACUUAUUCACGAGUAGCCCUAUUGACUUCAGUUGGACGACUCGCAUGAAUAAGGUUUGCUCAAAGUGAAUAAUGGUUGCAGAACUGGCUUCUGAGUGUGAAGAACGAGUCCUGUAAUCCUAACAUUGACAUACACUGUCAUAGAUUGCACUGAGUGAUGGGAAAAGGCAACCAGCAGCAACCAGGUAUUAACACGCGAGACCCCAAAAGAAAAAUCGUGUGCCAGAAAUGAAAUAUUGUUCUGUUACUUGCAAUUUUAUCUGCUACUGCAGUAUCUUCUGCACAUCUAUAAGAGAGCUCCUUUACAAAUGAAUCCCAACAAGCAGCUUUUCAGAAAAGCUAGAUGUCUUGGUUGCAUCAGAAAAUGAGUUGAUAUUGGUGUUUGAAUCCAGUAGGGUGGGGUGUUUGUUUAAAAAUAAAAAAUAAUAAAAUCUGUAAAGCCUCUCCGAACCAAUUAAUUUGAUGCAUAACUUAUAUUUUGAAGUUUGUCUUUGUUGAAAAAUUCAUAGAUUGAAUGUGAGUUCCACUUUGAAAGACUAAGAAUUCAUAUCUUUAAAAGGUCUAAAGGCUUUACAAGAUUGACAGGAGUGUAAUCUGUAAUUCAUGUGCCAAAUUUUGCCUACUAAUAUUGAAUUACAGAUUGAACUGAAAGCCUACCUUGCAUAAAUUCCUUUGGGGAGAAUUGGAUUUAGAUGUGUUUACCACAUGAAUCUGUUUUCAUCUUCAGAAAAUAGUUCACAAUGUACAGCUUCCCCCCACCCCCGUCUUUGAAAAGCUGCAAAUGGUAAGGAAACUAAUUUAGCAGAUACACAUGUGCUCAACAUAGAAUGACAUGUACUAUCCAUAUUUUUAAAACUGUCCUUAUUGGCUCUUUAAAUUAUCUCUUCCUCCCUCUUGAUUAAUUGGCCUUACCUAAUUUUUAGUAUAUGAAUAAAUAUGCAAAAAUCUGGACUUGUUUACAGUGAACAAGUUGUUCUCUGCUAAUUUUAGCAUAAAAUUACUCCUAGGGGAAUUUUGCGCCACUGCGCUUGCACAGAAUUCAUGUCCCUGCAGAUUUUUUUGCUUCCCCGCAGAAAAAUGACUUUCUGACAGGGAAGCAAAGGGAAGCUGCAAGAGCAGUCAUGCACCACUCCCUAGCUGUGCAGGUACAUCAUUUCAGGCACCUGGAGCAGCCAAUGGAGAGGUAAAUCACCGCAGAGCUGGGAACACCCAGCCAGUGACUCCUACCCUGAGCUGGGUUCAGCUGUUAGUCCCAGCUGGGCUGGAGGCAGGAGAGGACGGGACUUCCUCUUCCCCUGCAAAGAGUGGCUGGGGCUGUGUCAGACCCACACCCAGAACCCCCACACACACACUCCCACAGCUGCAGGAAGCUCCGCAUCCUCCCCUGCUUCCUGCCCUCAUCGCUUCUCAGCUGUGGGGGGAGAUCUCUGUAUGGGGACCUGCUCCCCCAUCCACCCAACCACCAUGCAGCUGGACCUCUGAUACCCAGACACUCCUGCCAAACCUCCCUCUUACAACUAAGAAUCUCCCCCAGCCCUCCAUACCUGAACCCCACCCCACUGAACCUCAACCCCUGCAGCUGCAUCCCCCCUGUACUCAGACCCGCUGCCUCCAGGCCCCAACCCCUGCACCCAGACCACCUCCCACUGAGCUCCCUGCACAGAACACCCCCACAAGCCCCACCCCCUGAGCCUCCACAUCCAGACCGCCACACCACUGACCCCCAACUAGCUGCACCCAGACCCCCACCCCACCAAGACCCCCACAGCUGAGACCCCCACACCCAGACCCCUCUGCUGAGCCCCAAUCACUUUCACUUGGAAGCCCCUACAGAGUCCCAUUGCCCCUGCACUUGGAACCCCCUCAAUGAGCCUCUGUGCAUCCAGAUUCCCCACACCUAGACCCCCCACUGAGCUGCCUCCUUCCAGAUUGUCCCACACAGAAUUCUCU